Vicia villosa (hairy vetch) is the source of this 777-nucleotide messenger RNA. RefSeq lists its product as uncharacterized. The transcript is spliced from 2 exons. The record is from RefSeq and is a predicted model, not a curated record. NCBI's taxonomy places the organism in Eukaryota, Viridiplantae, Streptophyta, Magnoliopsida, Fabales, Fabaceae. The coding region runs from base 1 to 777 and encodes 258 amino acids.
AUGGACAAUGCUGAUGAAGAAAUACUAAAGUCAAUGCUCGAGAAGGAACAUCAAUCUGGAAGUUCCUCUAGGCCAAAGAGAAGAAAAGUGAUAGAUCGAAAUCGUGAAGAAGCGCAUAAUCGUUUAUUCAAUGACUACUUCUCAGAAAAUCCAGUAUACACAGAUGUUCAAUUCCGAAGAAGGUUCAGAAUGCAUCGGCAUGUGUUUCUUCGAAUUGUAGCCGCCCUUGGAAGUCACGAUGAAUAUUUCCGAAUGAGGGUCGAUACAACUAGUAAAAUGGGUCUUUCACCAUUGCAGAAAUGCACAUCUGCUAUUCGUAUGUUGGCAUAUGGGUCUCCCGCUGACAGUGUGGACGAAUAUGUUCGAAUCGGUGAAAGCACUUCAAUUGAGUGCUUAGAAAGAUUCAUUCGGGGCGUGAAUGUUGUAUUUGGGGAAGAGUAUUUGAGAAAGCCUAACAACACAGAUGUUGAACAUCUUUUACAAAUGGGAGAGUCACGUGGCUUUCCAAGUAUGUUGAGUUCCAUUGAUUGUAUGCAUUGGAAAUGGAAAAAUUAUCCUGUUGCAUGGAAAGGACAAUUUUGUCGAGGUGAUCAUGGUUCAAACAAUGACAUUAAUGUGCUAAAUCAAUCAAAUGUGUUUAACGAUUUUUUGGAAGGACAUGCUCCCACUAUGAACUAUACAAUUAAUGGAACGUCAUAUAAUAUGAAGUAUUAUUUAGCGGAUUGUAUAUAUUCUAAGUGGGCUACAUUUGUCAAGACUACUUCAAGAAUCAGCUAG